Messenger RNA from Aphanomyces astaci, 1818 nucleotides. RefSeq lists its product as hypothetical. NCBI's taxonomy places the organism in Eukaryota, Oomycota, Saprolegniomycetes, Saprolegniales, Verrucalvaceae. Gene Ontology annotation, biological process: positive regulation of mitochondrial fission. The transcript has a single exon. The record is from RefSeq and is a predicted model, not a curated record. Bases 1 to 1818 code for a protein of 605 amino acids. Gene Ontology annotation, cellular component: mitochondrion.
AUGUUUGUCACUUGCGCAUUCCACCGCGUCUAUCGCGACGGACUGCUGGCAGUCAUGGGACGCAACUCGACUUCUCGCUCAGACAGCUAUGUAAAGGAAGGCGAAGUCCUUCGAGCAUCUUUCAAUUCCGGGUCACAUCAUGACACGAUCUUGGACAAACUGCUCAAAGUCGUGCCGUCACGCAGUCCAUCAGGAUCCUACGACGACAACGACCAUAGCCGAGGGUCCGUCGUGGACUCGAGCGAGAACGAAGUGUACGACCUGCCCACGUUUGAAAACCGCGGGCACUUGAUGAACAACUUGGGCCGCAAGCCGGAACGACCGAAAAAAGCCGUGACGUUCGCUAGCGAGCUAGAAAAAGUCGAGUGGGUGGCAGAGCUGCAGUACAAGUGCCCCGAGAAGCCGUUGCCACUAAGCUUGUUUGGUACGCGCCGAGUCAUCGGGUACGAAGAAGAGGAACAUCUAUUGGCGCCGUCGUGGAGCAAGGCCCUUCCGUACAGCGCCGUGGACUUUGGGUGCUACCAGAUGCAGCUCCUGACUCGGGAGAAGGCGUUCUUCGUGAUCAGUCCCGUGCAAAUCCACCACAUCACAUGCAUGGGCGUGUCGUGGAAGACGUAUUGGGCGGGUCUAUCGUCCGGGUUGAUUGUGUUUUGCUACGAAGACGACAACGACCAAGUGUUUGCAUGCCCCAUCCACAAAUGCCGCGUCCAAGUGCUUGACGACACCCAGCUCAAGCUGUUCGAAGUCGCGGGACUUCGCGAGGUGGACGAGCUCUUUCUCAAGUUCCCCAACUCUUCCACCAUGUACAUGUGGUUCUGGGCCAUUCAGAUCGCCGCCGCCACGCCGCUCUACUCGGACACGGACGCGCACACGAAGGCACUUCGUCGGUUCCUGGCCAAGUCGCCGCCAAUGAUCCCCCCUGCGUCGUUGUCAAACAACCUGUGGUCGAACCUGUCGUCCAAGUUGGGCCUGAAAAAGCCCCUGCCAACCGACCCCGUCGUGACACUUCCAUUUACGCUGCGCAACCCCACGCCGCAGGACCACUUUCGGGGCCUAUCGCCGCCGUCGUCGUCAUCGCCGUCGUCGUCGUCCGCGGCGAAGAAUCAAAGUGGUAUCCAGCGGCGCCUCCUGUUUAUUCGGCACGCAGAGUUCAACAAUGUGCAUUUCAAGACGGCCGACGUGGAGAAGAACAUCACGGACUCGGGCGAGGCGGCGGCGCGGCGGACGGGGCAGUUCCUGCAGGAUCUGAUCGAAGCGGCUGGUCUAACAUACCAGGACGUCCAGCUCGUGUACUCGACGAUCACGCGCACGAUUCAGACGAUGGACAUCAUCGCCAAGGAAGUGGACAAGGCCGCGGGAGUGUACGAAACGUACAACCCGUACGACACCCAGUCCAGCAAAGUGAACCGCGUCGCACGGCACGAACUGGCGCUGCUGAGGGAAAGCGUGCCGCACGGGCUGUCAACGUCCAAGAAGUUCCAGUGCCGAUCGGCCAAGAUGGCGCUGGCGCUGCAGACGAUCUGCAUGGGCGAAGUCACGUACCCCAUCACGGUCGUGAUCUGCUCGUCGAGCUUUAUCCGGUACUGUGUGCACCAAGCCGCGUACGGCGUCGGGUUUAUCGGGUCGCGGGGUGAAAUGAACCACAGCAUCGGCAUCGGCCACUGCAGUGUCACCCAGAUCGACGUCGACCAAGAGUACGCGCUGCAUCUGCGAGGAGUGAAUCAAAUGGCGCAUCUCGCAGGGUACUCGGUCGGUCAGAACCCACAGGAAGCUGCGGCGCCAUACUCGUCGAGCGUUGGUGCAUGCAGUAGUAUAUAG